Messenger RNA from Nerophis lumbriciformis (worm pipefish), 4477 nucleotides. It is a transcript of the gene dennd4a, whose product is annotated as DENN/MADD domain containing 4A. Gene Ontology annotation, cellular component: cytoplasmic vesicle. The record is from RefSeq and is a predicted model, not a curated record. Gene Ontology annotation, molecular function: protein binding. Lineage: Eukaryota; Metazoa; Chordata; Actinopteri; Syngnathiformes; Syngnathidae. Gene Ontology annotation, biological process: regulation of Rab protein signal transduction.
CCCCGCCUUCUGCCUGAAUGCAGCUGAAAAGCUCCAGCACCCCCUGCGACCCUGAAAAGGACAAGCGGUAGAAAAUGGAUGGAUGGAUUGAUGGAUACCCACACAAGCCACUUUAUAAGCCUUCACUUUGGGAAUGGGAAAUGAUGGAGGAUAAAGCACCUCGUGUAGCCGACUACUUUGUGGUUGCUGGCCUCACCGACUCGUCCAAGCUUUUGGAGGAGGAGCUGCACUUUGAUGAUACCAGUCCCAAAUCUGUCAAACCCAAAGCGCCAAUCACGGAUGUUGCCGUUGUGAUCCGCUCCCUGGGCGAAGAGGUACCCUCUGGCUUCACCUGUGUCGAAAGCACUCCCUCGGGAUUGUCCGCAGAGCUCAAUGGAGCCAGCAUCAGGGGCCCACAGAUAUUCCUGUGCUUCAAACGAGGCCGAGAUAAGCCUCCACUGACAGAUCUUGGGGUGUUGUAUGAGUGGAAAGAAAAGCUGAAACCUGGAUGUCACAUCGUCCAGACCACACCCUCAGGUCGUCCUGCUAACAUCAGCAGCUCGUCGUCCCAGCGCAUUUACAUCACCUAUCGUCGCGCUCCAAAGAGCCAGCUCCACACCUCACUAGCCGUCACUGAUGUCUGUGUCAUUGUCCCCGGGAAGGGGGAGACGCCUCCUCACACCUUCUGCAAGGUGGACAAGAACCUCAACAGCAGCAUGUGGGGAUCCUCUGUCUACCUGUGUUAUAAGAAGUCUUUGGCAAAAGCAAACACUAUUGCAUGCAAAGCAGGUUUGAUGUGCCGGUACCCUGAAGAGGACCAUGAAUCCUUCCCACUGCCUGAGUCGGUGCCUAUGUUCUGCCUGCCCAUGGGCGCAACAAUCGAGUGCUGGCCUGCACACACCAAACAUGCCCUUCCUGUUUUUUCAACAUUUGUACUGACAGGGGCUUCAGGAGAAAAGGUGUACGGAGCAGCGAUCCAGUUUUAUGAGCCUUACUCAGAGGAGAAUCUGUCGGAGCAUCAGCUGUCACAGCUCGGCCUGCUUAGCUCUGAUCUCGGACCUGGCGGGACCAGGAGUGUUUACAGCAACAAGAGCAUCUGUCUCCUUUCCCACUGGCCUUUCUUCCAGUCCUUUAGGAGCUUCCUAACUUUUCUCUACCGUUACUCCAUAUCUGGACCACACGCCCUGCCCAUUGAAACGCACAUCUCCCACUUCAUGCAAAACGUGCCAUUCCCCUCCAUCCAGAGGCCACGCAUCCUUGUGCAGCUCUCUCCACAUGACAGCCUGAUACUGAGCCAACCAGUGUCCUCUCCACUUCCACUCAGUGGUGGGAGCCUCUCUACAUUACUAUUAAAUCUAGGCCCGAAAAAUGCAGCCACUCUGCUGGUGUUGGCCGUCACUGAGCACAAGAUCUUGGUUCACUCCCUGCGCCCUGCAGUUCUCACCAGUGUUACAGAGGCGCUUGUGUCUAUGAUUUUCCCCUUCCACUGGCCAUGCCCAUACAUCCCUUUGUGCCCCCUUGCCCUGGCGGGUGUACUCAGUGCACCAUGUCCUUUCAUUGUGGGGGUAGAUUCUCGGUAUUUUGAUCUGUACGUGCCCCCAGCUGAUAUCAGCUGCGUGGAUCUGGACACCAACACAAUUUCCCAGAAAGAAGACAAGAAGGCCUUGACGUGGAAAAUAUUGCCCGGAAGAGCCUGCAAACAUCUUUUAAAUUCCCUAAAUAAACUCCAUCAGCAGCUCACAGAGGGUGGUCACUUUAGCCAUGAAGAUGUCCAGAUGGAGCAUGCAGUGGCUGACAGAGAGCUCAACGGUGGGAAGAGUCUUCAAACUUUGGAGCUGGAGAUCCAGGAGGCCUUCCUACGCUUUAUGGCGGCCAUCCUCCGAGGUUACCGCUCCUACCUGCAGCCCAUCACCCAGGCCCCCUCUGAGAAAACCACUGAUGUCAGCUCCCUUUUUGACAUACAAGGCUUCUUGAAAAGCAGAGACCGCUCCCAUCAGAGGUUCUACUCCCUCAUGACCAAGACUCAAAUGUUCAGCCGUUUCAUAGAGGAAUGCUCCUUUGUCAGUGACAAAGAUGCAAGUCUGGCUUUCUUUGACGAGUGUGCUGAUAAGCUCUCCAUGGGAGCCAAGGUGGAAAGUGAAAAGCCAGAAGACGCCAGACUGAUAGAACUGGACGAAUCCCAUCGCAGCGAGCACACAGUGUACAUCAACCCUCCAGAGCUGCCUCCCCUGCCAGAGGGAGAGGAGCAUCCUCUGUGCUACAGCUACUCUGGCUUUCCUGUGAUAAACAUUGAGCUUCUAGAACCACUUGAAGGACCAAAUCCUCCAUCAUCGGGCAAUACUUUACGCCACAGCAACCCAGCCAGUCCAGUAGCCAUCUUUAGACGCUCCAAACAGGAGAUGAAAUCUGCUCAAAAGAUGGCACAAACCUAUUCAUCCAUGCCUCAGAUGUGGUCCAAAUGUCUGCUACGCCACUGCUACGGCCUGUGGUUCAUCUGCCUGCCUGGUUUUGUGGAUACAUGUCCCUCUAAAGUGCGGGCACUACGCAUGGCUUACGAUGUGCUAAGAAAGAUGCAGGAUAAGAAGCUGCAGGCUCCAGAUGAGGUUUGUUAUCGUGUGCUGCUGCAACUAUGUGGUCAGUACAGCCAGCCAGUCCUGGCAGUUAAGGUUCUGUUCGAGAUGAAAAAGGCUGGAAUUCAGCCCAAUGCCAUCACCUAUGGCUACUAUAACAAGGCUGUGUUGGAGAGCACAUGGCCUUCCACCACCAGAGGAGGUUUCUUUUUGUGGGGGAAGCUGAGAAAUGUGGUCUUGGGUGUCGGCCAAUUCAAGCAAGCAGGGAAGAAACAGACGACACCGCACAGAGAAACCCAGCUGUCAGAUGGCAGUGACCUUGACACAGUCAGCCAUGGAAGUCUGGACAGUGCUAAUGACUCUGCUGAGCGCACUUCCAUCGACGCAGACUUCAACAAAAUGGAUUCCAGCGAUGAUGCAUUUAGCACAAGUGGACAGUCGGACCAAGGCUAUGAUUCCUUGUCCAAGGAGGAGGAGAAGAUGUUUUGCAGAGAAAGUGAAAACACUCCUGUGGUAGAGGACAAAGGAGCAAAGCAACACAGCAAUGCUGACAUUCUGGUUUCCAGUCCAGCGUUCGUGCCAAGUGGAGCUAUGACUCACAGAGAGAGGCCAAAGUCUCUCGACUUGCCAGUCGGAUCGCCAGCACUUAAACUCACGGUGCCGCAGCUCAGCUCCACCAAGCAGCAUCACCUUCCUGCUGACAAACUGGGCGGGUUGGAGGAGGAGAGGUCAGAGAGCGAUGUUGAACAGAGCCGGACAAGACAAAGCACCGGCUGCUGCGUUGGUACGGCUGCUCGGACAGAUAUUGAAACGGGCUUUGAUCCACUUUCGCUAAUGGCGACGGUGCAGGAGCAGAGUCAGGAGAGUGGGAGCACACCUACUAGUCGGCGUGAGCUCGCAGAAGAGAUUGAGCUGUACAUGAACAAUAAAAGCAGCCCUAUGAGGAGCCGCGCUCCCAGUGUGGACCUGCAGAGGCUAUCAAGUCCCUCUUCACAGUCCACCCGACCGCCUGUCCUGAUGCGCUCAAACACGCACCUCCCGUUACCCGUCAAAUCUCGAGAGCGGCUCAGGACGUCACCAUCUCUCCCUCUCGGUGUGUGUAACAAAGUCAGGGAGAGGCCUUCCUCUUUAGUGUUACCCUCAUCCCCCACUCCCUCGUCCUCCUCCUUCUCCAUGGAUUCCCUCUUCACACCCACUCUGGACAGCUUCAAGAGUAGCGUCCUCUUAGCAGGGAAAGGUGUCGCAGAGAAGGCAAGCCGCCUCUACUCCCGCCUGUCCUCCCAGACAUCAUUAACACUGGACUCAAACUGCGAUCGCGUCAGCGUGUCCUCGCUCACCUCGGGGGAGGUGGACUGCUCUUCGCUUCUUGAUAACGACUCCUGUUUGGAUGCAGACGGCUUCACGUCCCCGCAGCACAUGGGCACGGCGCGACUCAGGAGGAGCCCCAUAGCGGGCCACGCCCACCUGAGCAGCCCCGUCUCCCCAGGCAGGGUGUUCCGACACAACUCAUUCUCUGGUGGUUUGGCACUUCCCUCUCGAAGUUCUCACACUCCAGAUUCCUCCCCCGACAUAAAUCGCUUCCAGUCCUGUGCCACUUACAGUAUAGAGGUAAUGAUGUCCAGCUGCUCCCUUUGCAAGACGUGUGACUCUCUGGUCUAUGAGGAGGAAAUCAUGGCCGGCUGGACGGCCAACGAUUCCAAUCUGAACAGCACGUGUCCCUUCUGUGGCUCGGCUUUUCUGCCUUUCCUCAAUGUUGAGGUCAAAGAUCUAAGACGCCAAAGCAGAUGUUCCCAGAAAUCUAAUCCUGUUACCAACCAGGAUUCAUCCGAAACCAAAAUGUCUGCAACAGAACAUGUCGGACGUCUUCAGCAGUGACGGUGCCUUACCUGAGCCCUCUGGUUCUUUGGAAGGAGCUUGAGAGCCUGCUG